UCUUCAAGCGUAGAAAUGCAGCAAGCUCGCGUAUUUGCGAAUUAUACAGCGCUACAGUCAGUCAAAGCUGAUCUACCAUUCGGUACCUUUCGUCUAGUCUAGUGCGUCUAGUUCAAAAGUGCCGCUUUCGCUCUUUUGUUUUUUUUUUGCCGGGAUAGUGGAUGAAAAUGCCUUAUAAUAGAACAAGGCAAGACAACUGGUGGCAGAGACGAACUUUACUUGAGAGGCAGCUAUCUUACAUCGCUUUAGGAUCUUUAGUUUCAGCUUUCAUUUUACUCAUUGCUUUGAUUUUUUACCACCAAUACGGCGUUCCCAAAGGUGUCUGUCUGUCCAGCGGGUGUGUCCACGCUGCCUCUGAAGUACUGAACAGAUUAGACGAGCGAGUUGAUCCUUGUGAGGACUUCUACACCUUCGCGUGUGGAGGUUUCAUAGCAACAAGGACGAUUCCAGACAAUGCCGUUGCUCGUAGCGCCUUCACCGAGGUGCAGGAGAAACUCAAAAGCCAGCUUAGGGUGCUUUUGGAGGAACCUACGGGUCGAGACGAGAUACAAGCUAUCCAGUUGGUGAAGACGUACUACAAAGCUUGCAUGAACGAAGAUGUCAUAAAUGCAGAAGCACUAGUGGAAGCCCAUACGCUAUUGAACGCCCUAGGGGGUUGGCCUCUUUUGGAAGAAGUCUGGGAUCCAAACAAUUUCGACUGGAUUGAAGAAUUGAAAAGUUUUAAAGAUCAAGGAUUGGACUUCAACUACCUACUGUCUAUAAGAGCCGAAAAAGACAUUGGAAACACUUCUACGCGUAUUAUAACCGUUGACCAACCACCCCUAUUCGGACUAAGUAUCCAUAUUUUACGCAAAGGUAUACACGACAGUGUUGUCAGACAAUACUUGGAGCUUAUGGUGGAUUUUGCUGUGAUGUUUGGAGCUGGAGAUUUUGAUGCAGCCGCUGCCAUGGAAGAGGCCCUUCUGUUCGAGAUCCAUCUGGCAAAGAAAACUGUGUCAAAAGUUGAUCACCGCAACACAACGCUUUUCUAUAAUAAAAUGACGUUGAAACAGCUGAAGCAACAGCAUGGCAACAUUGACUGGAUGAAGCUGUUCCAGUAUAUUCUGCCUGAAAAUGUGAAACUUUACGAUGAAAGGGAAAUAGUGGUGGAGGUACCAAGCUACAUUGACGCUUUGGAAAAACUGCUUAAAAAUACGCCCCCAAAAACAGUAGCGAACUAUCUGUUUUGGAGGGCAGUCUUAGAGAUAUGGCCAUUUUUGCCGAAGAAAUUUGAGGACCGCAUUACCAAAUACAAGAAAGUAACAGGUGGAAUCACAGAGAGUUUACCUAGAUGGAAGAAAUGCUUGGAAAUCACGCAGGCGCAUCUUCCUCUCCUAUUGGGUGCAACAUAUAUACGUCGAUAUUCCAGCGACGACACCAAGGUAUACGCGUCCGAAAUAGUAAACUAUAUAAAAGAGGAGUUCAAGAAGACCAUACAGCACGAAACCUCGUGGAUGGACGAAUCGACGAAAAAUCAGGCUCUGAUCAAGGCUGCAAACAUUAGAGCUCAAAUAGCCUAUGCAAACGAGAUGCUAGGAGACAAUACUCUGAACGAGAUGUAUUCUGACAUCUUCGUAAACGAAAGAGCGUUUCUCACUUCCUUCCUGAACAUCAACAGACAUGAAUGGAACAGAUUGCUGAACAAAUUGUUGAGUCCUGUAAAAAAGAACGAUUGGACAGAAGCUGCUGCUCCUAUUGUGGUCAACGCCUACUACCACAGACUCGAAAAUACAAUCAUUUUACCGGCAGCAAUCCUGCAGGGCACAUUCUUCAACAGGUUCAGGCCUGGUUACUUGAACUUUGGAUCGAUAGGUAUCAUUGUUGGGCAUGAGAUUGUCCACGCCUUCGACGAUCAAGGCAGCCAGUUUGACGAAAACGGCAAUUUGAAGAGUUGGUGGGACAGAGAGACGUUAGAAUCGUUCACAGAAAAGGCCAAGUGUUUCAUACAGACCUUCAGCAGUAUAAAAAUUGAAGAAAUCGGGGAAAAUGUGAGCGGCACUCGGACCCUAGGCGAGAACAUAGCCGACAACGGUGGCACCAAACAGGCCUACCAGGCGUACCAAUCGUGGUCAGAUCAGUACGGCACUGAGUCCAGACUUCCUGGCUUGAAAUACUCGCCCAACCAACUGUUCUGGAUAGCAGGAGCACAGAAUUGGUGCAGUAAGGAGAGGUUGGAGUAUAUGCGGCAUAAAAUUGCAGUCGAUCCACACACGCCGAACAAAUACAGGGUGAACACGAAUUAUCAAAACUUGGAAAUGUUCGCGAAAGACUUCAAGUGUCCUUUGGGUAGCAAGAUGAAUCCAAGGAGAAAAUGUUCCGUUUGGUGAUUUGUCUGAGUGGUGUUAAGACUUUUUGUUGUUUAUAAGUUUAAUAAAUAUUUGUUUCGUUUUCUAA
This is a messenger RNA of Harmonia axyridis, 2433 nucleotides long. Its product is annotated as neprilysin-2-like. The transcript is spliced from 11 exons. Bases 162 to 2366 code for a protein of 734 amino acids. Gene Ontology annotation, cellular component: plasma membrane. The record is from RefSeq and is a predicted model, not a curated record. Lineage: Eukaryota; Metazoa; Arthropoda; Insecta; Coleoptera; Coccinellidae. Gene Ontology annotation, biological process: protein processing. Gene Ontology annotation, molecular function: metalloendopeptidase activity.